This is a messenger RNA of Prunus armeniaca (apricot), 1440 nucleotides long. The record is from the annotation of a GenBank genome assembly. NCBI's taxonomy places the organism in Eukaryota, Viridiplantae, Streptophyta, Magnoliopsida, Rosales, Rosaceae.
AUGAAGAGCGAGGGUCGCCAGCACGGGAUGUUCCGGCCUUACCGGGUCCUACCAGACCCAUUGAACCUGAGACCCGGAACCCGACAGGUGAACAAGUUUGAUUCACUUUCUACAGCCGGGUUAUUCACCAAGGUGGCCACCAAGCCCACCAACCACUCCAAGUUCACGGGUAAGUGCGGCAAGCCCAGGUGCACCGAGUGUCACAUCCACCCGGCUUCUAAGGCCAAGGACAAGACCAAAGGGAACCACAAGCUCAAGUCAUCCGACGUCAUAUCCAAUCAUCGUUUGGUCAAAUUUUCCGGGUCUUCUGCCACGGGGAUUUUGGAUCAUCUGUCUACUAGUCAUUAUGAUAACAACGAUGAUGAUGAUGAAGAAGAUGAUGAAAUCAGUGGUUAUGCAAAUGGUAAUUAUGAAGAUAUGGGUUUCUUCAAUGUGGAAUAUGUGAUUGAUCCAAUUGAGGAAGAUGAAGUUCUUCCGGUUGCUCUCUGCCUGAUAGACCACAAUAUCCGAAAUAUCUGGUUCGUUGAAAUCCCACCGGAGCAUCCAAGAGCUUUGCACCCUCAAAGCAGCAGAAUUUUUCCCCGUUUCCCUUCCUCUUCUUCCCCUUUUCACUCUCUAAGGUGGAUGGGUUGUAGUGAGCCUGAUAUAAGUCAUCCACAAGAAGAGAGUGACUACAAUGAACUUCCAACGUCACUUAGAUUGGAUAUUGAUGUGCAACGUGAUUGUCGAAGCUCAAAAGAUUCCUCUGCCGAAAAGAGUCAGGCAGUUAUCGACCAUGAACAUGACUCUCCGAGAGAGUGUCAAAGUCCAAAAGGUUCCUCUUUUGAGAAGAGGCAGGUGGUUAUUGAUACUGAGCAGGAGUGUCAGAGUCCUGUUCCUUCUUCUAUUGACAAGAACCAGGUGGAAAUUGACUGCGAGGAGUGUGAAACCCCAAAAUUUUACUCUGUGAGUAUGUUUGAGAUGGAUGUAGAUGGUGGGCAGGACUUGCAGAGCCCAAAUGUUCCCUGUGCUGAUGUACCAGGAGCUGGUAUGGCCAUGAAAGGUGAGGAAUACAUUUAUGUGGUACCGCAAGUUGGGGUGGAGUUUGAGUCAGAAGACCAUCUAUACAAUUGUUACAGUAGAUAUGCUGUGCUGGAAGCACUCCUCCUAUCUCAUCUACAACGCCACUCUCUACUUCAGCUCUGCCGUUCAAAAGCAGUACUUGGAUACGGCUUAGGCCAGAUUAUACCUGUUGCAGCAAACGAUGUUGCUUUCUCUAUUCAUGCUGUUUUACUGACAGCAAUUACCCUGUACCAAAUUGCAAUCUAUGAACGUGGAAAUCAGAAGGUCUCCAAAAUUUCCAUUGGAAUUGUUGCUGCCAUGUGGUUAGGUGCUGCAGUUUGUGUUUUCUUAGCUUUGCCAAGUCAUUCUUGGAUUUGGUUGAUUUCCAUUUUCAAGUAA